AUGCCUUCUUCCUCGAGCAUAACAUCGUUUGCGCCGCCAGACAGGAUGCAGACGCUUGGAAACCAGAUAGGUUACAAGGUUCGCAACAUCUCGCAUCAUGGCCAACCUGCAAUUGUGAUCGAUCUUGACGAGAGUGAUGGCCGCGGUCACAAGUUUAUUACAAGCUAUUCUUCCAUGGAUACUAUCGAGGGCACAGUCACCAUCACUGCACCGCACGACAUCCGCUUUGAGGAUAUCGACAUUGCAUUCGUCGGUACAAGCCAUGUAUACGUCGACAGGAUGACGACCACACCCACUAUGACAGGGCGGACAGAGGCAAAGCACCGGUUUUUGACUCUUAGACAGCCAAUUGACGAAUCAAACUUCCCAACCCCAAGAAUAUUUGAAGCUCAUAGAGCUUACAAGUUCCCCUUCACAUUCACCAUCCCAUCGCAACUACUCCCAAAGGCCUGUUCACAUAGUGUCGCCUCGGACCACAUCCGCGACAUGCACCUUACGCUACCACCAAGUAUUGGCGAUCCCGAUCUGGCUGGGUUUGGCAGUACAUUGCUCGAUGAUCUGGCACCAGAGAUGUCAAAGAUAACUUAUGGGAUUCAAGUCAAAAUCGCACAAAACCGGGGAUCGGAAGGCAUCUCGGUGCUAGCUGAUAAGCUAAAGAAAGUUCGUGUCAAGCCCGCUUUCCCAGAGCAGCCUCCGUUGAACAUUGACCACAGCGAGGAAUACCGAUCGCGACAGGAGAAGACAGUCAAGAAGGGCUUGUUCAAGGGGAAGCUUGGGACAUUAUCUGCGAAGACCAUGCAACCGCCACCGCUUGUUAUCCCGGGCGCACGAUCAAGGUGGGAAAGGUCGAUCACGACGAUGGCCAAGUUAGUCCUACGUUUCGAUCCCACAGAGGAGGCCAGCGCACCACCAAAGCUCGGCUCGUUGUCAACAAAGCUGAAAGUCCUGACCUACUACGCCUCGGCUCCCCGACAAAACCUCCCAACGCAGUCAACACUGGGUUUUGACUUAUCGCAAGGUCUAUACUCCGAAUACGUGCCCCUGUCAAACCUUUGCAUCGCCGCCGCCCAAUGGGAAAAGCACGACGCAACACAAAACCCUAGUCCAGAAAGCCUAGUCCGACGUGACUCUGGUAUCAGUGAUUGCUCAACCAUGAGCGAUGCGGAGGAAGCCUUCGCAAUCGGCAUUCUACCUGCUUCCAAAGACUACAAGCAAGGCACCUUCUACACUGCACAAAUCCUUGUACCCAUCGCCCUUCCCACGACGCAAAACUUCAUACCGACGUUCCACUCCUGCCUCAUUUCACGAACAUAUACCCUCGCGCUGCAGUUCUCCGCCCAAGGAAGUUCAAGCAUACAUCUCAAGGUCCCUGUGCAGAUAUGUGCCGAGGGCAGUGAUACUGGUAUCGAGAACGCUAGGGCGAGGAGCGUAGAGGAGACGGCAUUCAGAGCUGCUGCUGAUGUCUUUGCGCCGCGAAGUGUUGCGCCACCGAGCUUCGAGACGGCGAGGAGUGCGAGUGUGGGAGCGAGGGAGGAGAUGCCGCCUGGGUAUUCCGCUUUUGCACCGCCGAGCACCAGGUACAGUGUGCACCAUUCUGUUGUGGCUUGA
Alternaria atra is the source of this 1608-nucleotide messenger RNA. RefSeq lists its product as uncharacterized. The transcript has 2 exons. Bases 1 to 1608 code for a protein of 535 amino acids. The record is from RefSeq and is a predicted model, not a curated record. NCBI's taxonomy places the organism in Eukaryota, Fungi, Ascomycota, Dothideomycetes, Pleosporales, Pleosporaceae.